Molecule: messenger RNA, 1977 nt
Organism: Aaosphaeria arxii CBS 175.79
Lineage: Eukaryota; Fungi; Ascomycota; Dothideomycetes; Pleosporales
Product: flavin-binding monooxygenase-like family protein
Exons: 1
Coding region: 55-1977 (640 amino acids)
Source: RefSeq, a predicted model, not a curated record
CGUAAAUCUCGUAUAUUUACAUUCCGACGAUCCAAAUAAACUCUUCUCUUCGCUAUGUCGACCACUGAUGAUGCCGGGGUUGCGGCGAACGAUCCAGCUACCCGUGCCAGAUACAUCGAAGAGCGAAACAAACGGCUAAGAGCGGAAGGCUCAGCCCAAUACAUCAAGCUUUCUGACUCCACAUUCUCCAACUUGGCAAAUGAUCCCUGGGUUGACCAUGAGCACUUGAAUUCCUUGCCAUCGCCUUUGCCGUCUGGUUCUGCUGUCAAGAUUCUUAUCCUUGGCGCUGGUUACGGCGGUCUGCUAUCUGCUGUUCGCUUGAUUGAGUCGGGCGAAUCUGCAGAGGCUAUUCGUUUGGUAGACCAUGCAGGCGGAUUCGGCGGGACCUGGUAUUGGAACCGUUACCCAGGGCUGAUGUGCGAUAUUGAAAGUUAUGUUUACAUGCCGCUACUUGAAGAGACUGGUUUCAUGCCUAAACAUAAGUACUCGUAUGGCCCAGAGUUGAGAGGGCAAGCAGUGCGAAUCGCGGAAAAGUGGCAUUUGCAAGACAAGUGUUUGUUUCGCACGAAGGUUCAGAGCGCCCGAUGGAACGAGGACGAAAAAAGAUGGAUAGUCAAGAUGACGGAGAACAGGGGUGCUGCUGGAAAGGCAAGGGAUGUCGAAGUAAAAGCGCAAUUUAUUGUGUCAGCUUCAGGGUCUCUUAACGAACCGCACAUGCCAAAUCUAUCAGGCUUGGAUUGUUUUGAGGGGGAGCUGUUUCACACAGCGCGAUGGGAUUACAGCAUCACUGGAGGCACACCAGAAGACUGGAAGCUUGAGAAAUUGAAGAAUAAGCGGGUUGGUAUCAUUGGCACUGGAGCGACAGCGAUCCAAGUAGUGCCGCAACUAGCCCAAUGGGCAAAGGAUUUAUAUGUCUUUCAGCGAACGCCAUCAAGCGUUGAUGUCCGCGGUCAGAAGUUGACAGACCCUCACGAAUGGAAGAGGAUCACUGCAAAGAAGGGGUGGCAGAAAGAGCGGUCUGAGAACUUGAUCUCAUACCAGAUGAAUACACCCGAUAAGGUGAAUAUGGUUGAUGAUGCUUGGACCCGGAUGCCAGGGUAUGCCGCAGCCUUCGGGUCGCCUGGUAUUGUCAGUCUGGAUGGGAUGAAAGAACAUGUAACUCGCCUGCAUGAGUGGGACGCGGAAAGAUCUCAGAGAGUUCGCGCGCGUGUGGAUGACAUUGUCAAGAGUAAGCCCACAGCAGAAAAGCUAAAGGCCUGGUAUCCUGUCUGGUGUAAGACACCAACGUUUCACGACGACUACCUGCCUGCCUUCAAUCAGCCAAACGUCCAAUUGGUUGACACUGAUGGCAAGGGAAUUGAAAAAGUCACAAAAAACACGGUUGUGACUGGAGGGACUGAGUAUCCAAUCGAUGUGUUAAUCAUGAGCACUGGGUUUGUCUCGCCCUUUGAGGGAAGUGCCAGUCCUUCUGGGCGAGCUGGUAUAGAUAUUUUUGGGCGAGGAAGUUUGUCAAUGGGUGACAAAUGGGCCGAACAAGGAGCCACAACUUUGCAUGGAAUAGCGACCCACGACUUCCCGAACCUCUUCUUUCUUGGGCCUUCGCAGAUUGGGGUUACUGUAAACAUUCGAUAUGUUCUCGACACUCUCGCUUCGCACAUCGCCAAUAUUUUGUCCUUGUCCCAAAAGAAAAUUGGGAAUGAAAGUCCCCAGGAUCUCAUUAUCGAGGUGACCAAAGACGCCGAGGAAGCAUGGUCUCAUGAAAUUCUGACUAGGGCACCUUGGUUUGUUGGUGUUGUCGGCUGCACCCCGGGUUUUAUCAAUAACGAAGGUGAGACGGACAGGCCGACUGAGCUUGUAGAAAAGAUAAAAUCUGCCCGAGGCGCACCAUGGGGCGAAGGCAUGUUAAGUUAUACAGAGGCACUGAGGGAAUGGUUGAAGGAAGGAAAUUUGAAGGGGCUGAAAAUUACGGCGAAUUGA